AUGGCUUUUUACGGAAACCCGUACGGCAACUACCAGCCUUAUCCGCCUCCUCCUCCCGUUGGAGGCUUCUACGGAGGUGUUCCAACAGUUGUUCCUCCACCAAUCGUUCAUGCACCAAUUGUGGCUCCACCAAUUGUGGCUCCACCACCAGUCGUCAUCAUAGACGAUCACCAUCAUCACGGUUAUCAUCAUCACUAUGAGAUGUUCCAUCCGUUCCAUCAUUACGAUCAUCACCAUCAUCAUCACUGCUGA
Haemonchus placei is the source of this 252-nucleotide messenger RNA. The record is from the annotation of a GenBank genome assembly. NCBI's taxonomy places the organism in Eukaryota, Metazoa, Nematoda, Chromadorea, Rhabditida, Trichostrongylidae.